AGCCAUGGAGGAGUCACCACCCCCGCUGCUGGGCUGCAACAAGCCGCACCUGGAGAAGCUGACCCUUGGCAUCACCCGCAUCCUAGGAAUCGGCUUUCAAGAUGACCUCAAGCUCCCAAUGAAAAGAGAACAGCUGAAAGAGAGCAGUGUGUGAAGCUGAUAGAUCACUGACUACAACCUGAAUGGAACCAGUCAUGCUGUGCCAGAGUUUUGAGCUCCACAACUGACCUGCUGAAAAGAAUCCUCUCCAGGUGUUACAGAGGUAACCAUCAUAGAAAAGGCCCCUGCUGAACGUCAUAUGAUUUCUUCAUGGGAACAAAAAAAUAACUGUAUGAUGCCUGAGGAUAUAAAGAACUUUUACCUGAUGACCAAUGGCUUCCACAUGACCUGGAGUGUGAAGCUAGAUGAGCACAUCAUUCCACUGGGCAACAUGGCGAUUAACAGCAUCUCAAAACUAACUGAGCUCAAUCAGUCUUCUAUGUAUUCACUUCCUAAUGCACCGACUCUGGCAGACCUAGAGGAUGAUACAUAUGAAGCCAGUGAGGACCAGCCAGAGAAGCCUCAUUUUGACUCUCGAAGUGUGAUAUUUGAGCUGGAUUCAUGCAAUGGAAAUGGGAAGGUUUGCCUUGUCUACAAAACUGGGAAACCAGCAUUAGCACAAGACACUGAAAUCUGGUUCCUGGACAGAGCGUUAUAUUGGCAUUUUCUCACAGAUACUUUUACUGCCUAUUAUCGCCUGCUCAUCACCCACCUGGGUCUGCCCCAGUGGCAGUAUGCCUUCACCAGCUAUGGCAUUAGCCCACAGGCCAAGCAGUGGUUCAGCUUGUAUAAGCCCAUCACCUACAACACAGAUCUGCUCACUGGAGAGACCGACUCCUUCAUGAAUAAGCUGGAUCCAAGCAAAGUAUUUAAGACCAAGAACAAGACUGUAAUCCCAAAGAAGAAAGGGCCUGUUCAGCCUGCAGGUGGCCAGAAAGGGCCCUCAGCUCCCUCUGCCUCCAAACCAUCCUCUAGCUCUGCAAACCCUAUCCGAAAAUGAGCACCGCCUCCAUUUCUCUACCAGCCUCACGGUAGUAAUUUCCAUGCACAGAUGGCUCCAGAGGUGGCCACACCUGAUUUUGUGCAAUUAUAAGCAUCUUUCUGAAUGACAAAAAUCUUCCCACUUACAAUAGCUGGGGAUUGGACAUAUGUACUGAAUUUUACCCAAGCGUCCUUCUCUUACACUCUUUCUAGUGGGUUGUGCCAGCCUCUGCCCGCAAAAGCUGUAUAGAAUUUUAGAUCUUAAGUGGCCAGAGAAAUUGA
Molecule: messenger RNA, 1302 nt
Organism: Chinchilla lanigera (long-tailed chinchilla)
Lineage: Eukaryota; Metazoa; Chordata; Mammalia; Rodentia; Chinchillidae
Gene: Tpgs2
Product: tubulin polyglutamylase complex subunit 2
Exons: 8
Coding region: 299-1039 (246 amino acids)
Biological process (GO): protein polyglutamylation
Source: RefSeq, a predicted model, not a curated record